Messenger RNA from Leptosia nina, 219 nucleotides. Lineage: Eukaryota; Metazoa; Arthropoda; Insecta; Lepidoptera; Pieridae. The record is from the annotation of a GenBank genome assembly.
AUGAGACAAACCCGUCGCGUAAUCGAGGCAACGGAAAAAGAUGAGACCGGAGAGUGGUUGCACUUACGCUUUGUGAGGCGGCGCUCACCCUUUGACGCCGUCCGUGUGUGGGAGCGUGCGGUGGAGACGCGCGUGUGGGUGUGUUUGAGCGGGAAGCGGGAGCUAGGAAGUGCAGGACGAGACGAAUUGGCGCCGGCGAGAUCGGAUCGCGAAUCUUAA